Molecule: messenger RNA, 2314 nt
Organism: Oxyura jamaicensis (ruddy duck)
Lineage: Eukaryota; Metazoa; Chordata; Aves; Anseriformes; Anatidae
Product: histone H2A type 2-B
Exons: 2
Coding region: 125-505 (126 amino acids)
Cellular component (GO): nucleosome
Molecular function (GO): DNA binding; protein heterodimerization activity; structural constituent of chromatin
Source: RefSeq, a predicted model, not a curated record
CGGCGCGGGCAGUGCGGCGGCGGGCGGCGGGCAAGGCGGAGGGGAGCGGCGGCGGGCGGUAGCGGCGCCCGGACCGUCAGUGCGCGGCGCUGCUGGGCGGCUGAGCGGCCGCUGCCUGCCGGCCAUGUCGGGCCGCGGCAAGUCCGGCGGCAAGGCGCGGGCCAAGGCCAAGUCGCGCUCGUCGCGGGCCGGGCUGCAGUUCCCCGUGGGCCGCGUGCACCGGCUGCUGCGCAAGGGGAACUACGCGGAGCGGGUGGGCGCCGGGGCGCCGGUGUACCUGGCGGCCGUGCUGGAGUACCUCUCGGCCGAGAUCCUGGAGCUGGCGGGCAACGCGGCCCGCGACAACAAGAAGACGCGCAUCAUCCCGCGGCACCUGCAGCUCGCCAUCCGCAACGACGAGGAGCUCAACAAGCUGCUGGGCGGCGUGACCAUCGCGCAGGGCGGCGUCCUGCCCAACAUCCAGGCCGUGCUGCUGCCCAAGAAAACGCAGAGCUCCAAGAAGUGAGCGCUGCGUGCCCCUCCCCUGCUCCUGGUCCCCCCACCUCGCUGCUGCCCACCCUGCUGUCCCCGUGGGGAUGGGGGUCCCCUUCCUGCUCCUCCAGCCCGGCUGGGCGGCUGGCCCUAGCUGCAGCCUGCCAGCCCUCCGCUAGCCCCCCCGCCCUGGGCUGCAGUGGGGUGCUGGGGGAGCAUGGGUGAGGUCUGCUUGUGCCCCUGCCCUACCCCUCUUCCCUCUGGAAGAAGCAUUUUUGGAGGAGAUGACAGGAGCGUGGCCGUUGGUGGCGUCUGGAGCCAUAUGGUCGGGUCGCCAUGCGGAGCUGCUGAGGACUGUUUUGGCUGGCGUGGGGAUGGACGUGGGUCCCCCCAGCUGCCUCUGGCAGCCCUGGGGCUCUGCGGGUCCCCCCCGGCUGGCCCUGCUCACCCCGGUGUGAGGAUGGGACUUGCCCCCGCUGCACACCCCCAUCGACACCAUCCCGGCUGCACUGCAGUGGGGAGGGCAGGGGGCUGGAAAAUGUGAAAAGGAGAAGUUUCUCCAUCAGCAAGAAGUGACUGUUAGUCUUAGUUCUGUUCAUGGUAAAGCUAGUGCGUUGCCUACUGUAAAGAAGCUCUGGUCCUAUUUAUUUUGAGGUCUCAUAUUUCGGGGUCCCUCCCUGCCAAGGCACUUUCCUGCGGCUCCCCCAGCUCGGUGGGCACCGAGGGCUCUGCGGUGCCGUGGGUCCUGCCGGUGGGGGGGGUGCAGUGACAAAUCCCCUCGGAGCGUCGCAAGGUCAGGCGCCUGCCGCGGGGAGCGGGAGCUGCCAUCUUCUGCCGUGGCUCCGCUCUUCUCCUGGCGCGGAGCGGCGGCUGCAGAAGCCCUUCGUGUCACUGAGAGCUACCUUGCACCCUGGUUGCACUUCUGGAAAUGACAUGCUGUGUCUUCUUUCUGUUUGUUCAACAUGAUUUUGGGGUUCUGAGAAAUAAAGUGACGAUGCUAUCUGUUAACUGUAACCCUCCAUGGAUUAAUAUUUAUUUUAAAAGAUGCUAGAAUUUGUAUUAAAGCCCCCUCCUAGCUAGUACGGUAUUUAUUUAAUGGCUGUGUGGGUAACGUAUGAGCAUGGGGUCAGGCUGGCUGUCCCGUGACACCGGGAAUAGCUGAUGCAGAGACAGCUUUCCUCGCUGCCCGGAGCAGCCUGCUUCUGUGGAGGCCGGUUGUCAUGUGCAUGCAGCAGUGUCUGGGCAAUCGGGCUGUUCAUAACCGUUUUUUUUUAGUAAAAUGGGCAACUUAUAUUUCUGUGCUGUAAGUAGCAUGUGUUCAACCUAUUGACUCCGCUGUUAAUCGUGUGGAUGAAGUAACUUAGCCUGGCUCUGACUUUAUUACCUAGAGUAGAAGAACCUGGAUGCUUGUCAGCCGGCUUUACGAGGGGGUUUUACGCUCUGUUGUAGGACGUGGAAGCGGUGUGUUUGCUCGUGUUGUGCUCGGGGGGCUGCAGAUGUGUCCCUCGGUUGUGCUGUGGUCCCCUGGCCUCAGGGUGGGGGGGACACCUGGCUGCAGCCCCCCUGCUGGCGCACGGACCUGCUGGGGUCCCCCUUCCUUCUGUAAAGGGACCGCUGCCAGCGGUGGGGUGGGGACAAGGGGCUUCUUCGCAUGUGGGGUGCUGCGUGGAGUGGUGGUCACCGUGGCUGCAUCCAAGGGUCUUGUUCUCUCCCUCUCGUUUGCUCCAGGGCCGGUGUUCUGUACAUCUCGAGAGUGCUUUGUAUUUCUUAGAAAAUGCGGAACUUGUGAUACUGAAAAGAAUGGUGCGAACCCGAUAUCUGAUUAAACUGGAUCCCUGUCGAA